Messenger RNA from Anolis carolinensis (green anole), 3585 nucleotides. RefSeq names its product chromosome 5 C2orf81 homolog (gene c5h2orf81). Bases 1968 to 3524 code for a protein of 518 amino acids. NCBI's taxonomy places the organism in Eukaryota, Metazoa, Chordata, Lepidosauria, Squamata, Anolidae. The transcript is spliced from 4 exons. The record is from RefSeq and is a predicted model, not a curated record.
CUCCCCAGAGGGACUCAGGGCGGUUAACAUACAUAUAAAUGGCAAACAUUCAAUGCCACAAUUCCUUCAUUAAUAUCAAAAGUAUAAAAUGACAAUAACGUACACAUUAUAAUAAAAAAUCCACAUUGGAAAAACAAUACAUUUAAACAUGACAGUCAGUAAAAACAUUAUUGCACAGAGCGAGCGUAUACCUGGACCAGUGUAACUGACAAUGUCAACAGAAAGGAGGAAACCAUGAAAAGGAACCAAAUCUGGCCACCAGUAUUAAAACACUCUAGAAUCAGGGCAGUAAAUAACUAACAAUUCUCAGAAACAGGAGAAUUCCAGACAGCAAACAACCAAGUGCCAGUCAACAUCUCACAAAUAAACGAUGCCCCUAGGCAUUUUCAAUGAAAUUGUUCACAUGUUUCUUCUAGAUUUCAAUGGUUCCUCUGUGUAGCCUGACAUGAUGGUUGUGAGAGUGGUCCAGCAUUUCUGUGUUCUCAAAUAAUAUGCUGCGUCCAGGUUGCUUCAUCAGGUGCUCUGCUAUGGCCGUUCUCUCUAGUGGAAUCAGUCUACAAGGCCUUUUGUGUUCUUUGAUUUCUGUCUGGGCAAUGCUGCGUUUGGUGGUCCUUAUGUAGACUUCAACUUUGGGAGGUGAAGUCCACAUAGUAAUAAUAACUUUAUUUAUACCCCACCACCAUCUCCCCGAAGGGACUCGGGGCGGCUCUCGGAAGCACUCCAAGUGCCGCAUAUAGACAACAAUACCUAGGUAUUUACAUAGUGACAUAAAUAUAAAACAACAAUGCAUAUAAUAUCCCAGCUAAUACAAUUGUAAAAAUUGUUAAAAUUAUAAAAUGUUCCAAACUGCAGUAGGAUCUGUGAAAUAGCUGGCUUUCUGCAGUAACAAAUCAAAGUGCGAAGUGAUAAUCAGUGGAUCAUGGGGCUGACUAUAGAAUUACACAAGGGCAAAGGCCUGUCUGAAGAGCCAUGAUUUUAAACCUGCCCAAAAAGCUUGAAGAGUGGGGUCUAAUUUAAUUUACUUUAGGGAGGGUAUUCCAGAGCUGGGGAGCCACCACCGAGAAGGCCCUCUCUCUCAUCCCCACCAGCCAUACUUGAGUCGGUGGUGGGACCCAGAGAAGGGCCUCUCCAGCCGAUCACAGUGCAUGCGACGGUUCAUAGAAGAUGUGGUCUCAAAGACAGGUUGGACCCAAAGCAUAUAGGGCUUUAUAAGUAAUCAUCACCUGCACUUUGAAUUGGGCCUGGAAACUUGUUGGAAGCCAGUGGAGUUGCUUUAAAAGGGCCAAGGUAUGCUUCCUAAAGUCCAAAACACCUAGAGGAGGGUCUAUGUUUUCCCAUGCCUUCUCUAUCAGAUAGCCAUUUAAAAACUAUCACAAAAUGUGCUGCAGGAUGUCCCUCCCACAGAAACAGCUUUUGCACUUUUCCCAUGUUUUUAUGAUAGAACCAUUUAGGAAGUCUAUCCAAUGCUAAUCAAGUUGGCCAAUUGCAACAUUCACACUUGCCUCCAACAGACAAGAAUUCUUUUUCCCACCCUGGAUAUUGCAUAGAUAUGUAAACCCACUGCCUCGUUUCCAACAGACUUCACAACCUCUGAAGAUGCCUGCCAUAGAUAUGGGUGAAAUGUCAGGAGAGAAUGCUUCUGGAACAUGGCCAGAUAGCCUGGAAAACUGACAGCAACCCAUGUUGAGACUCUUAUGAUAUAUUCAUUGGAAAAAUAUCUCAAAAUGUGCCAUAGCAGGGUGCCCCUCCCGCAAAGAUAAAGUUUUUGCAGUUUCAUAAAGUUUUCCCUUGUUUUUAUGAUAGAGCCAAUUAGGAAAUAAUGGCAUUGAUAACACCAGGAACAAAAAUCGCAUUACAUGAUGUAAUUGUUUCGCUUUAGGGGUUUUGUGAAUGGAGCCAUUAUGGUGUGGGCGAAGUACAACUCCCAUCAUCAUCUCUCAUCAUUCCCCAAACUGCAUCAAUAGAAAAUGGCCUCCCGAGACCGCGUGGCCCAAGCCAAGUCCCGGGCGGAGCGCGCCCGGCCACCCACGGUGCCCGUCCCGCAGGUGGAGAUCGUGCCCGGACGCCUGUGCGAAGGCGACUGGGUCUCCAUGCUCUCCUACGAAGAGGCGGAAGACAGCGUGGCCGACCUCCUGGCCGUGAUGCUGGACCAGGUCAUGGAGGAAUGCUACAAGGUCUACCUGGACCGUCAGUGCAUCCCCUACGUCAUCAACCAGGCCCGGGAGGCCAUGAUCCAGAUCAUCGAGUGGCGCUUCCUGGUGCGCGACGAAGGCGAGGUGGAUGUGCCCACGGACCCCACCUGGCAGGAGGACGAGGAGCCAGUGCCCGGCAUCACGGACUGCUGGGCUCAGGGCUCUGUGCCUGUUGUCCAAACCACGCCAGCCCCGCUGGAGAGUGAGGUGCCGUUAGCCAUCCUCCUGGAGAAAACCCCUGCGGUGGAAGUGGAGGCGCUGCCUGACAGAGACAUGGCGGUGGGUGUUGCUCCAGGGCUCUUGAGCUCCCUACUGAAGGAGGACGAGGAGGAGGAGGAGGAGGAGGAGAAAGAGGAAAAGGAGCAGGAGGAGCUCCCCCAGCCAUCCUUUCCAGACGUCCACCCAUUGGAGUCCCGUGCCAGCCGGUUCAGAUCCAAAGAGGGGCUCCCACCCAUAAAAGCGGCUCGGGCCUCGCUUUACCUGCACCGUCUGUCCAUCAGGCCCCUCCAGACCGGCGACAAAACCGUGCGGACGACCCGUUUCAGCUUCCCGUUGUCCUCCCAGGCGAGCUCCGAGAGGGAGAAGGAGCCAUUCCUGCAGAAGCUCUCUCAGAUCUCCCUGAAGCCACAGGAGCAUGAAGAGGUGGGCCACCCCCUGAUGCUUCCCCCCUCCUGCAGCAACCUGUUGCGGAUCCAGGUGGGCCGCCCUCCCAUCACCAAGGACGUCUCCUACGACUCGCACGGAUGCGUCACCCUCGUCCCCCGCCUGGACCCGGCCCGGCUGCCCAAGCACUGGAUCCGGCCCACCAUGGAGGUGGUGGACGUGGACGAGGAGUCCCGCCGGCGGGAGGCCCUCAAGACCGUUUCGGGGAGAUGCCCCAUGCGCGGGCGCCCCCGCCAACGCCCCCUCCAGCUCUCCAUGGCACGCAGGAGGGACACGGUGGUGGGCUUCAACGGCGUCCAGCCCCUGGGGGCCCUUCCGGGGCUCUUGUGGGAGGGCCCGGGUCUAACCCUGCAGGAGGAAGCCGUCCAGCUGCCCCCUCCCCCGGAGAGGGUCCUGGAGCCCACCGGCCUCAUCUUCGUGAAGCCCACCUUGCUGAUGGAGAGGGUGGACCUGGCCCCGGGGGUCACGCUCCGCUACAGAAGCAGUCCCACCCACUGCCUCCCACCCAUGGCCCCUCUGGAGGAGGGGGUGGCCAGGAAGGCCCACGGGGAGCUCCGUACCCUCUCUGCCCAGACGCCUUUCCCCACGGCGAGCGCGGAGCAACCCCCCUUUCGGCCCCUGCCACGGCUGCACCCGAGAGUGGCUGCACGGCCCAGGUGCCCUUGCUAGGAAUAGGGACCCCCGACUUAAGCCCCUUGUUGCUUAAUAAAAAGGAAGGACUUUGGCACAA